GCGGGAGCGGACCCUCGCCGCAGCAGCGGGAAGGGCGCGAGCGCGGUGGGAGACGCCCCUCCGCUCGAGGACAGUCGCGCCGGCGGUGCGGGCCGUGGGGGGGGGGACGGCAGCGCGUUGGGCGCAGGAAGGGCUCCCCAGGUGGGUGGCGGGUGAGCUCCGCGACCACCCCAGCCCUCCCCGCCCCAUUCGGCGAGGGCAGCAAACUUGAGACGCGCGGCGGCCCCGAGGCGCCCCGCUCCCCGCGGUUGCGGAGCGCACUCGGGGGCUGCCCGGGGCUCUCCGUCCCACAGCCUGCCCGGCUUGGGGCUGCUGAGCUGCCUCGAGACCCUGAGGUCCCACGUCUGCACCAACUUUACAAACCAGGGCUGCGCCGGGAGGCAGGGGGCUGCCCCCGGCUUCCUGCCCUCCCCCCGCCUGGCUCCGAACCCGCCCCAGUCACUCUGCGAUGAGCCGAUGGAUGGUGCAGAGACCCCCCCACGGGAAGGCAGAACCACUCUGCUGCUCUUCUCUGGGUACCCCGGGAGCAGCCCCUCCCGGGCUCCAGGAACCCAAUGCUUGCUUUCACAUAACAGUUCAGAGUGGCCCUGCCUGGGAUGCUAGGGGUUAAAAGGUAAGACCUGAGGAUCGUCCUAGGGUGGCACCUUGGCCUGAUUUGCCGGGCCACAGGGUGCCCCCUCCCCCCAGCCCCGGCCUGAGGGUUCCCAGGAUUAGGUUCCUCACCUCUGGUGCAGGUUUCCUUCCGAUGGACUUAGACACUGAUCCUAAGCAGGAAGCUUCUAAGAGGACAGCCUUGAGCCCAGCAUCUUGUGGAGGGCUGGGAGGGCAGGGAGCAGAGGGGACCUAGGACUGGGGCAGGAGGCAGGCACUCUGGCUGGGAAAGUAGCUGCUUUGGCAAGCCAGAGGAACUGUAGGUAGUAAGAGGCAAGCAGGUGGGCUGAGGUACCAGGUACCCACCUCCAGGGCUUUCUGGAUCCCUUAUGAUGGGGCCGACUGUCUUAGGGCAGAGACCCUACCUGGGCAGGCGGUUCUAAGGCUCCAUCCUCAGGAACUGGGGAUGCUCACAGGCAUCACCAUGACCCUGUUUCUUUUUCCAAGUGUUCUCACCAACAUGACUCACACAUUGGAUUCACCAGGGAGGUAUCAAGCCUCCAACCUGUUCUCUUCCCUUCCCUCCUGGGUCUUCAGGGAGCAGCUGGGGAAAGGAGGGGGCGGAUUUGCCCUUGGGCCUUAGCCCCUUGUGGGAGGCCAGGAGCCUGGCCCUGCAAACUUUCAUUUCCCUGCUAUGUCUCUAUUGGGGCAGGUGAGCUGCCCUAGGCCAUGCCAGGGUAGGGGAACGGGGAGGAAGUCUCUGCUAAUGAUAUCCCCAGCCCCGCUGGGGCUUUGAAAUCCUGGUCACACCCCCAUCCUGGCACAUAUACUUAACUCAGCCUCCUCAUCUCAAAGCAGAAACACAUUUCCCCCUAAAAUCCAAAUUUCCCUCUUUGCUAAGUAUUGCAAUGCUUUUGGCCAGAGGUUUCCUCCUCGGCAUUGGAAGUCAGUCUCCUCUUACAGACAGCUUUCUUCUUCCCUGCCGUCUCAGCCACCUCUGCCAUGUUCAGGCCGCAAGUAGGAAGGAUGCAGAUCCCCCUUACCUCCCUGCGCCCCCCCCCCUGCCCCAGGUCUUAGUUCCCGAGGAAGGGUGGUGCUUAUGGUGCUGAAAUAGGGGUCGUGUGUGCCGGCUGCAGGCACAUGGAGGUGUAUGUCUGUGCUCCUCUGAGUCUGCAGAGGGGCUCAGAAGCCAGGUUCUCAAUGGAGGGGGGGCAGGGUACCCCUCUGGGUUCCCCUUGCCCACGCCCCUUUCUCCUUGCCUUCACCCGCUGUGGCUCUCUUUUUACUUUUCUAACUCACUCUGCAUUGGUGCGGGGAGGGAGCAUUUGAUAUUCAUAAUCUGGUUCAGAGAAGGUCCCGAAGCCCUGAGUCACUGUAUGGUUUCCAUGGAAACAGACUUGUUCUGAGGACUCGGUGUAGCGCAGCAGUGGUGGGGGAGAAGGGAAACAUAUAGUAAAAUCGGGCUCCACAAGUGUGGCAGGAGUUGGGCCAACUCCCUUUGAUGGGGGCAGGGAGAGUCUGGGCAAGGCUCUGGGGUCCUUGCAUGAGGGGCUGCCUGUCCCCACCCACUGGGGUCCCCCCAUCGGGAGCUGCUCAGCUUUCCUUGCGGUUCAUGGCAGACUGCUGCUUCUCCCACGGGCCUCCUGGCUGGGUGUCCAGGCUCAUCGCUGCCGCCUGUGCCUCACUUUCCUCCUCUGUGCAAUGGGAGGAAAGAGCUCCUACCUCUUGGGCGGCUGUGAAGGUCAAAUACGUUGAUCUGAGGCACGCACUCAUAAUGGAGCGAUAGCAAAUGUUCAGUAAGUGUCCUUAGUGUUAACUCAGGGGGUUGGAAGGAGCAUGGCCUGUGCAGUCGCCUGGGUCUAUCUCUUGUGCUGGUGGUCUUGACGUGGGGCAGGGCUGGCCUCCUGCUUUGGGAGACCCUUCCCCAGCCACCCCAGCUGGGAACCAGCCAUCCAUUUCUUCCUCCCACAAAGCAUUUAUUUAGGUCGCGGAGGGCCCAUCACCGUGCUGGGGAGCCCUGGCUCCUGUUCAAACCCCACCUGUCUAGGAGCCUUGUGGGAACAAAUUCUCCAAGUCCAGAUGGAUGGGCAGCUUUCUGCCUCAGCCUCCUUGGGAUCGGGCCAGGGGGAGAGGGACAGGACAGGUCUAAGCUCUGAGGAGAGAGGGAAGGGAUGGGGGCAGGGCGGGUCUUCCUGAUCCCGGAGAGGCCUCUCCCACUGGAUGAAAGAAGGAUCAGGAACUCUCCAGAAAGAAAACAGACCCUGCCCUCUUCGCCCCCCCACCCCGUGUUACUGCCCAGCCCGCUGGGAGAGGGGCCUGCCCCCUUACCCCGCAGCACCUGCCUUGGCCUUGUCAGAGCAGUGGCUCGGGGACAUCGCCGGCACUAGGGAUGGCUCAGCCAGAGUCUCUGUCACCAGCCCUUCUUUGCCAUGCCACCCUCCUCUCCCUGGCCUGUAGACAACCCCUCUCCCCUCCUGUAAGGUGGGCUUCAGCUCUGAGCUCCCUCCCUCACCCCCCAUCACUACCAGCUCUCCAAGCGGCAGAAAUUCCUCCCUAUCUACGAGUCCUUCCUUCUAUUUUCCAGAUGGGAAAAACCGAGAUUCUGGUUUGCUCCUGUGACCCACACCCAAGCUAGCGGCAUUUGCUCCCAGCUCCACCCCAGCCCUGGGGCAGCCCUUCCCUCUUCCUGGCUCUCCAGGUGGCCCCAGGUGCUGCCCGGCCCACACAUCCCCCACUCCCCCCCUUCAAAUAGCAGUUUCCUGCCAAGGUUCUUCGCCCACUCAGGUCUCUCUGGACCACUUUGCUGUCCUCAUUGGUGUUCACAACACCUUCCAUUUAAUAUCCUUUGCAAAUUUCAUUAACGGACUGUUUACUCCCUCUCUCAGGAUCAUUAAUAAAGAUGUCAGAUAAGAUCUGACCCAGUGCGGGGUCUGGGUAGCCCUGCCCCCACUCACAGACUCUGUCCCCCAGCCCCUUACCCCUGGGCUCACCUCCUCCACUCAGGACUCUUGGGACCUGCCCCCUCCUGCUUUCGGGCCCAUGACAAGUGCUUAGGCCAAGUCUGUUUGAAUUAAUUUUGUAAGAUUACUUGAGGCGCUGUAUCAAAUGCUUUGCUAAAAAUCAAGAUAUAUUACCCUGCCUGCAUUUCCUUCAUCUACCGGUCUUGUAAUUCUAUCAAGAAAGCUAUCAAGUUUGUCAGGCAUGAUUUGUUCUUUAUAAAUCCCCACGGUGCCACGUGGGGGCACAGAGUUCCCAGAGAUUCCCUCUUUGUGCUUGCUCCUUGAUUAGAGCUGGAAGGCUUUGAGCUGGGAAUUGUGGGGAGAGCUAGUCUCCUCCUCUGGGCUUGAGAGCGGAGCACAGUUCUUCCCUUCUCCGGGUCUCUGCUGGGGGCAGCGAGUUGUUGAGUGCCCCUCGAGUGAGUGUGCUGCAGGCCCCAGGCUGGGUACCGAGGGUGGGGAGGGAUGGAGGGCCUGGGGCUCUCCCUCAGGGAUUCUGCAGACGGCUGAGGAAGACAGACAUUCCGAAGAUAUCAAGAUAUCGUUAAUUGAGUGAUUGUCUUGAACAAGGCACUAAGCUCAGAUCUCUUUUAAGCCCCUCCCCUGCCCUGGGAGGUGGGUGUGGGCUCCCCUCCCCGGGUACCUGGGGCUCAGGGAGGGUAGGGCCGUCCAAGAUCCAAGGUCUGGGUUUUGCCUGCUGCUAUGCUGCUCUUACCCACUCAAAGCAUAAGUAUAGGGUCAGGAAAGCUAAUUGGGGUGGUUCAGCCAGAGGGUUUUAGGAGGUCAGAGGGGGAAGGAGGGGAAGGCUUCAGGGAGAACGUGGGAGAGGUGACGACCUCACACGCAAUGCCCCGUAGCCUGAGUCCAGUUCCCCACCCGGCCACUUCUGAGCUGUAGGAGCAAGUCACUUAACUUCUGGGAGCCUCUGUCUGUCACCUGUGUCACGGAUCCGGCUGUAGUCCUUACUCCCAAGCUUGGAGACAGGAUCCAAUAAAGUGGUACAUGAAAGGUUCGUCACAUGGUGCUGGGCCCUCAGCCAGCAGCCAUUAUGUCCUCUCGAGGUCCCUGUGGAUGUGGGGGCAGAGACACUUGUUUGAUUUCAUGUUCCCAGUGGGUGGCUCUCCCUACCACUUCUCGUUCAGGAGCCAGAGGGGUGACAGGGCGAGCCACACCAGCAUCCUGGCACAGGGGCCGCCGUGCAACCAGCAGUGGCCUGGUGGUAAGUUCUAGGCUUAGGGAGCAGGGAGACCUUAUGCUGGUCUUGAGCCCAAACCCUAAACCCCAUUCUAGACCAUUUCAGGCCGGGUGGGAAUAAAGACAUUCUUUGGCAUCCUCUUGGGUACAUAGGAUUUGGAUGUUCCUGGGCUUUCUGGCUAAGAAAAUACACUUUUCUCUCUCUGCCAAGCCAGAGUGCUUCGGCUGCUGGCUGUCUGGUGUGAUACUGCACCAGCCGUGUCCACACCCGCUCCCUCUGGCAGUCUUCGUGAUAAUCUUCCUUUUUGUCAUUCAGCUGGGGAAGCAGAGCCCCCUGGGAAGUGGUGAGGUGGCACAGACCUGUUUGGGGUGCCAGGAAGUCAGGCAGGCAGGGCCAUAGGCAGCCCCCGUCCCUCCAGCUGACACCCCAGGGACCUGAUCCUUAGAGAUGGUCAACCAGUGUUGGGUGAGCCCAGGUCUGGGUCAGGGUGGAUGCCCGGGACCCUGGCAGCCACCUUGGCCCUGGCACACCCUGUCCCUGACCUAGUCUCCAGGUGCAGGGUGAUGCUCUUACUCUCAGGCAUGGCCUGGGGACUUAUGUACUGUGGUUAGGGCCAGAGCUUGGGGGUCCUCGGAGCUGAGCUUGAGUCUGGACCCCAUCACAGACCAGCUGCACACACCUAGAUCAACCCCCUCAUUUGUCCGUGCCUCAGUGCUCCUCGUUUGUGGAGGAUGGCAGUGGUCCCUGUGGGUAGCACCCACUGAAUGUGAGCCGGGACCGGGGUCAUCUCUGGGCAUCGGCUCCCGCAGCCCCCUCAGGUGAGCCUCUCCCAUGCCCAGCCCUCCUCCCAGGGGCCAGCUGGGGUGGAGGCUGGAGACUCCAGCAUCUGGGGACAGAUGCCCCCCCCAGCCCCUCCAGCAGCAGCUGCUUGUGCUUUUGCUCCUGUUGGAGGUUUCCCAUCCUGGAAGCUGGGAGGAUGGGCCGAAGCCCCGGUAUCCAGGGGGUGGAGCCUCCGUACUAUUCCGACUCUGGCUGUGGCUGCUGAGGGGGGGGGACAGGAAACCGGGGCCUUUCCGCCCAGUGUCGGGUUAGAAGGGUCCGCCUACCACAGGCCAGGCUGUGGUAGGACUGGCCUGAGGGAACUGGGCCCUUCUGACUCAUCCCUCCUCCUUGAGGCGCCGGGCACACUGGGGCCUUUUGCCAGGAGGUCAGUCACUCUCCCCAGUGCUGGGGAAAACUUUCCUCGGGCCGGGCCAGGACCUCACCAACCCGCUGGGCCCACAGCAGGACCGUGAGGCUGUCUCUGCCACCCCGACAACAAGUGUCUCCAACCACACAGGCUGUGUGAGCUUUGGAAGAGGCUGUGGAAUCUGUUCUAACUUCCUUCAACAUUUUCAGGCCGUUACAGUUGGUCUGUAGGUUUGAGUCGCCCUUGAAAGUCACACUCCUGCUUCUGACGUAAUGAGCACUUGCUCUGUGCCCAGCGCUGUGCUAGGCUCUUGCUGUUCCUUGGCUUUCUGUCUUACAACCCAAAUAUUUGGAAGGUUCUGUGACUGUCUUUCCCAUUUCACAGGUAACCGUUCUCCUCUCUGGUGUGGCUGGAAGAAGAGCCUUCCUCCCCAGCUGUCCCUUCUGUGCAAGCCUCAGCGUCUGGGCUGUCUAGACGGAGCUGCCAUUUCCACCUGGAGGUCUGGUCUGUGGUCCACAGGGCUGCUGCACAGGCGGGGACUGCCGGCUAGGCCAGGAGACCUGGCAGCUGUGGACCCCCUAGCUCAGAGCAGCCCCUCUUUGACCUCGCAGGGUGGAGAAGCAGCCCCAUGAAGGUGCCCAGCCAUGCAAUGUUCCUGGAAGGCCGUCCUCCUCCUUGCCCUGGCCUCCAUCGCCAUUCAGUACACGGCCAUCCGCACCUUCACCGCCAAGUCCUUCCACACCUGCCCGGGGCUGGCGGAGGCGGGGCUGGCCGAGCGGCUCUGCGAGGAGGGCCCCACCUUCGCCUACAACCUCUCCCGCAAGACCCACAUCCUCAUCCUGGCCACCACGCGCAGCGGCUCCUCCUUCGUGGGCCAGCUCUUCAACCAGCACCUGGACGUCUUCUACCUGUUCGAGCCCCUCUACCACGUCCAGAACACGCUCAUCCCCCGCUUUACCCAGGGCAAGAGCCCUGCGGACCGGCGGGUCAUGCUGGGGGCCAGCCGGGACCUCCUGAGGAGCCUCUAUGACUGUGACCUCUAUUUCCUGGAGAACUACAUCAAGCCGCCGCCCAUCAACCACACCACCGACAGGAUCUUCCGCCGCGGGGCCAGCAGGGUGCUGUGCUCCCGCCCCGUGUGCGACCCGCCGGGCUCCCCCGACCUGGUGCUGGAGGAGGGGGACUGCGUGCGCAAGUGCGGCCUGUUGAAUUUGACGGUGGCCGCCGAGGCCUGUCGCGAGCGCAGCCACGUGGCCAUCAAGACGGUGCGGGUGCCCGAGGUUAACGACCUUCGGGCCCUGGUGGAAGACCCCCGGUUAAACCUCAAGGUCAUCCAGCUGGUCCGAGACCCGCGUGGCAUCCUGGCCUCCCGCAGCGAGACGUUCCGCGACACGUACCGACUCUGGCGGCUCUGGUACGGCACGGGGAGGAAGCCCUACAACCUGGACGUGACGCAGCUGACGACGGUGUGCGAGGACUUCUCCAACUCCGUGUCCACCGGCCUCAUGCGGCCUCCGUGGCUCAAGGGCAAGUACAUGUUGGUGCGCUACGAGGACCUGGCCAGGAACCCCAUGAAGAAGACCGAGGAGAUCUACGGCUUCCUGGGGAUCCCCCUGGACAGCCACGUGGCCCGCUGGAUCCAGAACAACACGCGGGGUGACCCCACCUUGGGCAAGCACAAAUACGGCACGGUGCGAAACUCGGCGGCCACGGCCGAGAAGUGGCGCUUCCGCCUCUCCUACGAUAUCGUGGCCUUCGCCCAGAACGCGUGCCAGCGGGUGCUGACGCAGCUGGGCUAUAAGAUGGCCACGUCGGAGGAGGAGCUCAAGAACCCCUCCAUCAGUCUGGUGGAGGAGCGGGACUUCCGCCCUUUCUCGUGACGAGCGCUCCGUGGGCGGGGGUGAGGGGCACAUGGUGUCGGUUUUGAUAAAAUGGACCGUUUUUAACUGUUGCCUUAUUUCCCCCUCCCCCUCCGUCUUUGUGUCCUUCUUCCCCCCCCCCACCGGCCCCGCCCACCCUCCACUUCCUUCUGCCUCUUUUUGUCUCUAAAAUUUGCACUAUGUCUUGGACAGGAAUCACUGGGGCUAGAGGGGGCGUGAAGCGGGGUAGAGCCCCCAGCCCACCCCAUUCAGACACACGGCUGUUGGGUCUCUGCGUGGAUGGUGACAAUGUUUACAAGCACCACACUCACACAUUCGCAUACGCACACAUGCACACACACAGGCGCCCACGAGGAGAGAUACCCCCAAACCACGGAACUUCGGCAGCAUUUCCAGUGGCCCAGUGGUCAGGGUAUGGUAGUUUUGCACUGUCUUACUUCCACAAGGUAAGAGGUUAAAAACAAAAAGGCCACCUCUCUCUAAUUUAUGAAUGGUGUCUAAUCCCUCCCCAUCCUGCUUCCUGCCCCCAGUGCCCAUUCCCUCCCCCCCUUGGAGCAGAGAAUCUGCCCCCACUUCCCUGCCCUGGCCUGCCCUUGCCUGCUGGUGAGCGGGUUUUUACUGUGAGGUGAAUGUGGACCUUGUUUAUUUUUUCCAGUCUGUGGCGAUGCUGUCUGUCUGUCUGUCUGAGUCUUGUGGCUGCCCCUGGACCAGUGAUGGCUGAUAAAUCUUAUGGGUUUCUGAUUGAUCUUGGGGUCCAUCUGUGAUAUUUCUUUGUGCCAAAAAGAAAAAAAAAAGAGUGGAUCAGUUUGCUAAAUGAACAUUGAAAUGCUUUAUCUGUGUUUUCUGUAAAUAAAAGAGUGCAAUAAUAUCUGA
Messenger RNA from Ailuropoda melanoleuca (giant panda), 8724 nucleotides. RefSeq names its product carbohydrate sulfotransferase 1 (gene CHST1). Gene Ontology annotation, biological process: N-acetylglucosamine metabolic process; keratan sulfate proteoglycan metabolic process; carbohydrate metabolic process. The coding region runs from base 6616 to 7851 and encodes 411 amino acids. Gene Ontology annotation, molecular function: N-acetylglucosamine 6-O-sulfotransferase activity; keratan sulfotransferase activity. The transcript is spliced from 4 exons. Gene Ontology annotation, cellular component: Golgi membrane. NCBI's taxonomy places the organism in Eukaryota, Metazoa, Chordata, Mammalia, Carnivora, Ursidae. The record is from RefSeq and is a predicted model, not a curated record.